ACACACUUAAAUACCAAAGAGAGAAACCCCCUUUCACUAAAACAUUCUCUCACACAAACACACAUCUCCAUUCAGAGACGGCACCACUGCAGUACUUCUUAUUAGGACAAGACAUACACACACAUUUACACAUAUAUUAACUGUCUUUAUCUGCUCAUGGCUUGUGGGAUGCAACUGCCAACCUGGAGCGGACACCAGUGGAGACUCAUCCAGCAUUUCCUCCGGAUGAGCCUCCUGCUCUCCCUCCUGUGCCCACCCACAGAGCCUGUUCCCUGGGACAACGACUCCAGCAGUGGCCCUGGAGAGGGUUGUGAGGGUUUCCAGGUGGAUGUUUGCGGUGUGUGUGCAGGGGACGGGAGCUCGUGUGAGCUGUUCAGCGGGACACUCGUUCUUUCCGUGCUCUCUGUUGGCUACCACAAGAUCCUGGACAUUCCCGCUGGAGCUCAACGAAUCAAAUUACAGGAAACACAGAAGACCAGGAACUACUUAGCUCUCAGGACAGCGACUGGUGAGUCAGUGAUAAACGGUGAUUGGGUGAUCGACAGGCCAGGACAGUUCUACGCCGCGGCUACUCAGCUCACAUACAAACGGCCCAAUGAGAUACGCAGCAGAGCGGGAGAAUCCAUCACUGCUCCUGGCCCAACCAAUCAAGAGCUGCAUCUCUUUGUGAUUUAUCAGCAACCCAAUCCAGCAGUGUAUUAUGAAUACAUUCUACCCAAAGACCCCAUCACCGACAAUCAUUCAGAUGCAUAUUCUUUCUCUAGUGUACUUCCUCUGGCAGAGAGUCAUGGAAUAUUUCCUGAUCCUGAGAAUAGUGACAGUGAAAACUCACUGAGCAGCUCUCAUCCUAACCAAGUUCCAUCGGACCCUAUAACCUCUGAACCAGUUCCUCUGUACAGCUGGGUUGCCAUGACAACAACACCCUGCAGUGCCACCUGUGGAACAGGCAGUCAUCAGGUUCUAUUCGGCUGUGUGGAAAGAGCUACUCAAACUACUGUACCAGGGGAUCUCUGUAGCUACACCAGUCAUCCUGGCCCUCAGGUAGAAGAGUGUCAAUCGCAGCCUUGCCCGACCUUCUGGGAUGUUGGAGAGUGGUCUGAGUGCAGUAAGACCUGUGGUCCAGGGUUUCAGUAUCGUCAGGUGAUUUGCCAGCAGACGCAAGGACACCAUGGCAAUAGCACAGUCGUCGUGGCGACCAGCCUCUGCGAUAACACAGACAUGCCCGAGACGACCACUGUGUGCCAGCUCAAGAUCUGCAGUGAGUGGCAGAUCCGCUCAGACUGGACAGAGUGCUCAGUGCCAUGUGGAGUAGGUCAGCGCAGAAGAGAGGUUGUGUGUGUGGAUAACCUGGGUGACAUUGUUUCUGAUGAGGAAUGCAACAUGGCCCUUCGCCCACAGGACCUGCAGAACUGUGACAAAGGCGUGUGUGCCAGCAGCUGGUUCUACUCUCUCUGGAGCGACAGGUGUUCUGCAGACUGUGCGGAAGGAAGAUGCAGCCGGUCAGUGGUGUGCAUGAUGAGUCAGACCAACUCACUGCCACUGGACAACUGCGAUGAUGAGGAUAAACCUGACGAGCUCAUGCCGUGUGACCUGGGACCCUGCACACAGCGACUGGAAUGGUACACAGGACCAUGGGGGCAGUGCUCGUCUGAAUGUGGCAAUGGUACCCAGAGUCGAGGUGUGGUCUGUGUUGUCCAAAACAAUGGCCAAUUAGAAGUCACCUCAGAUGACCGCUGCUCUCAUCUGCCCCGUCCUCCCAGUGCACAGACCUGCUUUUUGAAGAGCUGUGGAGCACAGUGGUACAUGACGGAGUGGAGCUCGUGUUCUCGUUCUUGUGACGGAGGCUUUCGAGUGAGGGAGGUACGUUGUCUGCAAGAUGAUCUGACCACCAGCCAUGACUGUGAUCCUGCUCUUGAACUUGCCAAACAGGAGAAGUGUAACACACACACCUGCAUGCCACAGAUUGAUGAGUCCUGCAGGGAUAUGUACUAUAACUGUGUGGUGGUGGUCCAGGCCCGUUUGUGUGUGUACUCAUACUAUCGCACCACAUGUUGUGCAUCAUGCUCUCGGGUCAUUCAGAGAGACACACUGCAUAGAAUCAGGUGAUCUGGCCGCCUUGUUGUUGGGAUGUGACACCACCGCUCUCCUUUCCUGAAUGAUGAUGUCCAUGUCUCAUCAUGACAUCAUCCCCCACCUGUUUUCAGCUGGAUCUGACCCUGAGAUGACAUCACCGUUCAAAGACUUUACUAUAUGUUCACUGCCCUUCUUUUU
Sinocyclocheilus anshuiensis is the source of this 2271-nucleotide messenger RNA. RefSeq names its product ADAMTS-like 7 (gene adamtsl7). Gene Ontology annotation, molecular function: metalloendopeptidase activity. Lineage: Eukaryota; Metazoa; Chordata; Actinopteri; Cypriniformes; Cyprinidae. Gene Ontology annotation, biological process: proteolysis; extracellular matrix organization. The coding region runs from base 157 to 2106 and encodes 649 amino acids. The transcript has 12 exons. Gene Ontology annotation, cellular component: extracellular matrix. The record is from RefSeq and is a predicted model, not a curated record.